Messenger RNA from Fundulus heteroclitus (mummichog), 2518 nucleotides. It is a transcript of the gene wfikkn2a, whose product is annotated as info WAP, follistatin/kazal, immunoglobulin, kunitz and netrin domain containing 2a. The record is from RefSeq and is a predicted model, not a curated record. Gene Ontology annotation, molecular function: protein binding; serine-type endopeptidase inhibitor activity. Bases 337 to 2061 code for a protein of 574 amino acids. Gene Ontology annotation, cellular component: extracellular region. The transcript has 3 exons. NCBI's taxonomy places the organism in Eukaryota, Metazoa, Chordata, Actinopteri, Cyprinodontiformes, Fundulidae.
CAUGACUGUAACUCAGCUGGGGUUUGUUGUCCGAGCAGACAGGCCACUGUAAUUCACCAGAGCCUGAGGUGGGGGGGUUUCCUCACAGCACCGUCAGACCCAAACUGAACCCUUUCUGCAGGCGUGGAGAAAGCAGAAACUGGACUUGAAAACUCUGCAGAUCGGGUCCAAAUCCGGGAUGAUUGCUACGACACUCUUACAUCUGAGUGACUCUGAGAUCAAUUAAAGCGAUCGCGACUUUUUUUAAAAUCAUCUUUGCAGUUUUCUUAAAACCCUUUGGCGUUUCAACAGAGUUUUUUUUUUCUUUUUUUGCUUCCUCCCCCCGCCUCCAUCGAGAUGUGGUGGAUGCUGUUUCCCCGAUGGAUUUGGUUCGUUCUUGGCCAUUUCUGGACAGUUUUCCUGCAGGACCGCCGCGUGACAGCGAUGCCCAUGAUGUCGGCGGCGAAGGUGGUGUACUCUCACGCAGGUCUGUGUCCCAACGAUCUGAACCCCAACCUGUGGGUGGAUGCCAUGAGCACCUGCAUGCGGGAGUGCGAAUCCGACCAGGACUGCGAGGCAUUCGAGAAGUGCUGCCCUAAUGUUUGCGGCAACAAGAGCUGCGUGGCGGCACGCUAUAUUGACAUCAAGGGCAACAAGGGCCCCAUUGGAAUGCCAAAGGGCGCCACCUGUGACAAGUUCAUGUGCACCCAGCAAGGCUCCGAGUGCGACAUCUGGGACGGCCAGCCUGUUUGUAAGUGCAGAGACCGCUGUGAGCGGGAGCCCCACUUCACGUGUGCGUCUGACGGCAUGACUUAUUAUAACAAGUGCUACAUGGACGCAGAGGCCUGCUCCAAGGGUGUCUCAAUCACUGAGGUCACCUGCAGGUAUCACCUGUCCUGGCCAAACACAAGUCCAAUCCCCGUGGAGACAACGUUACAUCCCACCACCGCCCUUCAGACCACCCUCCCAACCGACAUUCAGCUUCCUGCCAUACACAACGGACCCAUCAAACAGACCGUGUUUGUGGGCGAGACGGCCAGCUUCCUGUGCGAGGUGUCCGGGAAGCCCCAGCCAGAAAUCACCUGGGAGAAGCAACUGAAAGGCAAGGACAACGUCGUAAUGAGACCCAACCACGUGCGAGAAAACGUCGUGGUGACCAACAUCGGCCAGCUGGUCAUAUACAACACUCAGCUGAAUGACGCCGGGAUCUACACGUGCACGGCGAGAAAUGCUGGGGGAAGCGUGUCCUCGCACUUUCCCCUGGCGGUGAUCAAGAGAGAACCGCGGGGCAAGAGUGCGGAGGGGAAUCACACCAACGUCCCCUUCCCGGCGGCAGAGUGCCUCAAGAGCCCCGACACGGACGACUGCGGAGAAGAAAGCAUGAGCUGGUACUACGAGCCGAAGAGGAACAACUGCUUCACCUUUACCUACAGCCAGUGUAACAAGAACCUCAACCAUUUUGAUACCUACGAAGCGUGCAUGCUGUCCUGCGGGGGGGAGCUGGCGGCCCCCUGCAGCUUGCCGAGCCUGCAGGGUCCCUGUAAGGCAUACGAGCCCCGCUGGGCGUACAGCAGCGUCCUCAAAAAAUGCCAGUCCUUCGUGUACGGGGGCUGUGGCGGCAACGAGAACAACUUCGAUUCGAAGGAGGCCUGCGAAGAGAUGUGCCCCUUCCCAAGAAACCACAACUGCAAGGUGUGCAAGCCUCGGGGCAAAAUGGUCUCCAGCUUCUGCAAGAGCGACUUCGUGAUCCUCGGCCGCGUGACCGAGCUGACGGAGGAGCAAGAGUCAGGGCACGCGCUGGUGACGGUGGAGGAGAUCUUGAAGGACGAGAAGAUGGGCCUGCGGUUCUUCGGCAAGGAACCGCUGGAAGUCACCCUUCUGAACAUGGACUGGAACUGCCCCUGUCCUAACAUCACCACUACGGACGGGCAGCUGAUCAUCAUGGGGGACGUGCACAACGGGAUGGCCGUCCUUCAGCCCGACAGCUUCGUGGGCUCCUCCAGCAGCCGCAGAAUCAGAAAGCUGCGGGAGGUGGUCCAGAAGAAAACCUGCGAUUUCCUCAAGGAUUUCUCUGCAGCGUGAUAUCAUGGCAGCGAUACAGCUCAACUGAGUUUGUUUCCAGAUUACCUAAAGCUCCUGUGACCUCACCAGUCUGACUGACAGCCAUUUGUGUUGCAUUUCACAUGUUUUUCUUUUUUAGUCUUGUAUCCCAUGCUUAUCGAAAGAUCGUAGAAAAACCGCUAUCAAUAAGUAUUUACUCUGAGCAAGGUAUUUAAUAUUUUACCUUAACAAAUCUUGUCUUUUAUACACUAAUAUUAUCUGUUUAGUAAUAUUUGUAAUACGACUAGUAUGCGUCUGUUGUUAUGAUGUGUAUUUUCGUUCUCCAUUGUUUGACAGCUGUCUUUAGCACUUAAAGGGAUAGCUUGAGUUUAUUGGACUAGGGUGCUGUGGAGAGAUAAAGAGCAGUGAUUACCUUACCUGCUGUAGAUAGUUAUCUAAAUACAGUUUGAGAGUUCAUGAAAUUGGUAUUCCCAUGAGC